Messenger RNA from Propithecus coquereli (Coquerel's sifaka), 1121 nucleotides. RefSeq names its product titin-cap (gene TCAP). Gene Ontology annotation, biological process: cardiac myofibril assembly; sarcomerogenesis; detection of muscle stretch. The transcript is spliced from 2 exons. Gene Ontology annotation, cellular component: Z disc. Bases 146 to 649 code for a protein of 167 amino acids. NCBI's taxonomy places the organism in Eukaryota, Metazoa, Chordata, Mammalia, Primates, Indriidae. The record is from RefSeq and is a predicted model, not a curated record. Gene Ontology annotation, molecular function: titin Z domain binding; structural constituent of muscle; protein-macromolecule adaptor activity.
GCCCAGAGUCCCCCCAUCAGUGAGUCUUGGCUCUGCUUAUAGCAUCUGACGCCAGAAGGCUGAAAAUAGCCCCUGGAGAAGGGGGAGUAGGGGGUUAUUUAAAGGGCCUGGGAGGAGCAGAGCAGAGAGGACGUGAGGAGUGAUCAUGGCCACUUCAGAGCUGAGCUGCCGGGUGUCUGAGGAGGACUCUGAGCGCCGAGAAGCCUUCUGGGCUGAGUGGAAUGAUCUGACGCUGUCCACACGGCCUGAGGAGGGUUGCUCCCUGCAUGAGGAGGAUGCCUGGCGGCGUGAGACCUACCACCAGCAGGGGCAGUGCCAGGCGCUGGUGCAGCGUUCCCCCUGGCUGGUGAUGCGGAUGGGCAUCCUCGGCCGCGGGCUGCAGGAGUACCAGCUGCCCUACCAGCGGGUGCUGCCGCUGCCCAUCUUCACGCCCGCCAAGAUGGGUGCCGCCAAGGAGGAGCGCGAGGACACCCCCGUCCCACUGCAGGACCUGCUGGCACUGGAGACAGCCCUGGGUGGCCAGUGUGUGAAUCGCCAGGAGGUGGCUGAGAUCACCAAGCAGCUUCCCCCCGUGGUGCCUGUCAGCAAGCCCGGUGCCCUCCGUCGCUCCCUGUCCCGCUCCAUGUCCCAGGAAGCACAGAGAGGCUGAAAGGGACUGUGACUCGGGCUCCACUGUGCUCGCCCUGGGCUGGGCCCUUCCUGGCUAGGACUACAGAGAGGAGCUGCUGGCCGUGGUUGCUUUGUAGUUUGCCCAGAGUUGGGGGCUAGAGGAGGAGGGAGCCAGAGGCCAGGAUGCCUGAGCCCCUGGAGUUCCCAAAGGGAGGGGGGCAAAGACAAUGGGCGCUGAGGGUGGAGAGCUGGGGGCCGGCAUAGCCUAGUACCCCAGCCCCAGGGGAAAGGACAAAAGAUGCUGGUGAGGGCGAGAGGUGCCUGGGAGGAGUGAUCCUGGUCCAGGUUUCAGCUUCAGAGAAGGACUAGGAAAAGUGUGAGGGGAUCUGGAAUGCUCUAGGCAGGAGGCUUGGAGACGACUGGAGGAGGGGGACGUGACGAGGGCAGAGGCAGGCAGAGUGAGGCCCCCAGCACGCUGUUAGCGCUGCAAUAAAUGCUCAGUUGUGUUACAG